CAACUUAUAAUUUUACCAUAUGUUCUAUUAACUCCAUUGGACAAACCUGCACGGAUGGAAAAUUCAGUGUGACGACCUCACAAGAUGCACCUGGAAAACCACGUAAUCUUACUGUUAUGCCCAAUUCGUCCGAAAGUCUUUAUAUCUCUUGGAAACCACCAGUAAUUUUAAAUGGUAUCAUCACAACAUAUGAAUUGAGAUUGUGUCUAACUCGCGAUGGAAAUGGAAAUGACUUUGAGCCUUGUGUCCACCAUUUGUCCAACAUCGCCUUACCAGCAAACGCACGUAACUUUAAUGCCACUAAACUGUGUGCUUUUUGUAAAUACCGAAUUCAACUCAGAGCAAAAACAAUCAAAUUUGGAGAGUUUGUGUCAACAACAGGAAGAACUAAGGAAAGCGUGUCCAGUGAACCCACGAAGGUCAGUUUAACUCCGUUGUCACACCAUCAAUUGCGACUUUCUUGGAAAGCACCGUCCAAUAAGAAUGGCAAUAUAACUGGUUAUAAAAUCACUUGGAAAAUCGUGGGCAAUGACACUAAUCAUCCUGUUGAUGGUGAAUUGAAAACGAAGAUUGUUAGAGAUGAUGUGUUAUCAUUUGAUAUAACAAAUCUGACGGCCCAUUCCGAGUACAUUGUCACCGUGAAUGCUAUAAACGGCGCUGGAAAUGGUUUAAUUGUAACCAAAAUGGCUUGUACUAACGAACACGUUCCUAGUGCCCCCACCAAUGUUAAGAUAAUUUCCGUGUCGUCAUCUCAACUAAACAUCACGUGGCAACCACCAGCCGAUCCCAACGGGGUCAUCACUGGAUAUUAUAUAACAUGGAGGAUGAUUAAGAACGACUUGAAUCAAUCUGUUAGCGUUUUGACUCGUAUUUCGUCUGCACUGAGCGCAAAAACCAGGAUGCACUCGAUUCAGAAUUUAGAACCUUAUUCGGUGUACAACCUGUCUUUAAAUGCUCAAACACGUAUUGGAAAUGGUCCUCAAGUUUUUGUCAAAUCUCGAACAAAACAAUCACUACCUGGUGAACCAGGAAGUGUUCAGCUGAUACCAGUUUCAGAAACUGUACUCAAUCUAACUUGGAAGUCACCGUCUGAUCCUAACGGGAUAAUAAUAGGAUACCGUGUUAUUUGGGAGAUGAUAGAAGAUGACAAAAACAUGUCCGUUUCUCAAAAUUCAAGAGUGAGGGUUAUAAAUGAUGGAACUGCAGUAUCGUAUCAAAUAGAAGGACUGGCGGCUUAUUCGGUAUACAACGUGUCCCUAAAUGCUAUAACUAGUAUUGGAAAUGGUUCUAAAGUUAAUGUCACAUCUCGUACCAAUGAAUCACUACCUGGUGAACCAGGAAAUGUUCAGGUGAUACCAGUUUCAGCAACUGUACUCAAUCUAACUUGGAAGUCACCGUCUGAUCCUAACGGGAUAAUAAUAGGAUACCGUGUUAUUUGGGAGAUGAUAGAAGAUGACAAAAACAUGUCCGUUUCUCAAAAUUCAAGAGUGAGGGUUAUAAAUGAUGGAACUGCAGUAUCGUAUCAAAUAGAAGGACUGGCGGCUUAUUCGGUAUACAACGUGUCCCUAAAUGCUAUAACUAGUAUUGGAAAUGGUUCUAAAGUUAAUGUCACAUCUCGUACCAAUGAAUCACUACCUGGUGAACCAGGAAAUGUUCAGGUGAUACCAGUUUCAGCAACUGUACUCAAUCUAACUUGGAAGUCACCGUCUGAUCCUAACGGGAUAAUAAUAGGAUACCGUGUUAUUUGGGAGAUGAUAGAAGAUGACAAUAAGAACACGUUUGUUCCUCAAAAUUCAACAGUGAAGAUCAUAAAUGAUGGAAGCGCAGUGUCGUAUCCAAUAGAAAAUUUAGCGGCUUAUUCGGUGUACAACGUGUCCCUAAAUGCUAUAACUAGUAUUGGAAAUGGUUCUAAAGUUCAUGUCACAUCUCGUACCAAUGAAUCACUUCCUAGUGCCCCCGCCAGUGUUAAGAUAAUUUCCGUGUCGUCAUCUCAACUAAACAUCACGUGGCAACCACCAGCCGAUCCCAACGGGGUCAUCACUGGAUAUUAUAUAACAUGGAGGAUGAUUAAGAACGACUUGGAUCAAUCUGUCAACGUUUUGACUCGUAUUUCGUCUGCACUGAGCGCAAAAACCAGGAUGCACUCGAUUCAGAAUUUAGAACCUUAUUCGGUGUACAACCUGUCUUUAAAUGCUCAAACACGUAUUGGAAAUGGUCCUCAAGUUUUUGUCAAAUCUCGAACAAAACAAUCACUACCUGGUGAACCAGGAAGUGUUCAGCUGAUACCAGUUUCAGAAACUGUACUCAAUCUAACUUGGAAGUCACCGUCUGAUCCUAACGGGAUAAUAAUAGGAUACCGUGUUAUUUGGGAGAUGAUAGAAGAUGACAAAAACAUGUCCGUUUCUCAAAAUUCAAGAGUGAGGGUUAUAAAUGAUGGAACUGCAGUAUCGUAUCAAAUAGAAGGACUGGCGGCUUAUUCGGUAUACAACGUGUCCCUAAAUGCUAUAACUAGUAUUGGAAAUGGUUCUAAAGUUAAUGUCACAUCUCGUACCAAUGAAUCACUACCUGGUGAACCAGGAAAUGUUCAGCUGAUACCAGUUUCAGCAACUGUACUCAAUCUAACUUGGAAGUCACCGUCUGAUCCUAACGGGAUAAUAAUAGGAUACCGUGUUAUUUGGGAGAUGAUAGAAGAUGACAAUAAGAACACGCACGUUCCUCGAUAUUCAAGCGUGAAGAUUAUAAAUGAUGGAAACGCAAUGUCGGAUCAAAUAGAAAAUUUGGCGGCUUAUUCGGUGUACAACGUGUCCCUAAAUGCUAUAACUAGUAUUGGAAAUGGUUCUAAAGUUCAUGUCACAUCUCGUACCAAUGAAUCACUUCCUAGUGCCCCCGCCAGUGUUAAGAUAAUUUCCGUGUCGUCAUCUCAACUAAACAUCACGUGGCAACCACCAGCCGAUCCCAACGGGGUCAUCACUGGAUAUUAUAUAACAUGGAGGAUGAUUAAGAACGACUUGGAUCAAUCUGUCAACGUUUUGACUCGUAUUUCGUCUGCACUGAGCGCAAAAACCAGGAUGCACUCGAUUCAGAAUUUAGAACCUUAUUCGGUGUACAACGUGUCUUUAAAUGCUCAAACUCGUAUUGGAAAUGGUCCUCAAGUUUUUGUCAAAUAUCGAACAAAACAAUCACUACCUGGUGAACCAGGAAGUGUUCAGCUGAUAUCAGUUUCAGCAACAGUACUCAAUCUAACUUGGAAGUCACCGUCUGAUCCUAACGGAAUAAUAAUAGGAUACCGUGUUAUUUGGGAGAUGAUAGAAGAUGACAAUAAGAACACGCACCUUCCUCGAUAUUCAAGCGUGAAGAUUAUAAAUAAUGGAAACACAGUAUCGUAUCCAAUAGAAGGACUGGCGGCCUUUUCGGUGUACAACGUGUCCCUAAAUGCUAUAACUAGUAUUGGAAAUGGUUCUAAAGUUUAUGUCACAUCUCGUACCAAUGAAUCACUACCUGGUGAACCAGGAAAUGUUCAGCUGAUACCAGUUUCAGCAACUGUACUCAAUCUAACUUGGGAGUCACCGUCUGAUCCUAACGGGAUAAUAAUAGGAUACCGUGUUAUUUGGGAGAUGAUAGAAGAUGACAAAAACAUGUCCGUUCCUCAAAAUUCAAGAGUGAGGAUUAUAAAUGAUGGAACUGCUGUAUCGUAUCAAAUAAAAAAAUUGGAACCUUAUUCGGUGUACAUCGUUUCUAUAAACGCUAUAACUCGUAUUGGAAAUGGUUCUGCAGUUUAUGUCGCAUCUCGAACCAAACAAUCACUACCUGGUAAACCACAAAGAGUACAACUUAUAUCAAUUUCUGAAAACGUCCUCAAUCUAUCUUGGGAUUCACCGUCUGAUCCUAAUGGAGUUAUAACUGGAUAUAGGAUUGGUUGGAGGAUGAUAAAAGAUGAUAAAAACGUGACCAGUAUUAACGUUUUAAGAACAGAGAUUGUAAUUGAUGGAACCAAGAAAUCGUUUCAAAUAGAUGAAUUAGAACCUUAUUCGGAAUACAACGUGUCUUUAAACGCCAUAACUAGUAUUGGAAAUGGUUCUAAAGUUUUUGUCACAUCCCGAACUAAUCAAUCACGACCUGCAUACUUAUUUGUGACACCUAAGACUCCAACAGUUUUUGAAAACAGUUCUGUUAUUCUGUCUUGUAAUUGUGGUUGUAAAAUCCUGCCAUAUUGGUUUAAAGAAAAUCAACAAAUUCAUUACGAUGAACCAGGAACUCCAUACGUUUUGCUAUCAAAUGGAAGUUUGUACGUCAAUGUUUCCAGAGAUACGGCCGGAAACUACAGCUGCGAAAUAAGAACUUCUUUUUGGAGUGUAGCAUCGAUGAAAGUUGAGCUAAAAGUAUGGUAUCUAGAUGAUUGUUAUGUAACGGGUGACAGAAAUCUUCACCAAGGAGAAAAUAUAAGCUUGAGCUGCCAUACAGACGGAGUUCCAUAUCCUGCAGUUACAUGGUAUUUUAAAGGUGAACCAAUUGCGCAAAAUUCUAGAAUAUUAAUAAAGGGAAAUCAUUUGAAAAUUUUCAAUGCUUCGAUAAAUGAUGAUGGUGAUUACUCCUGUGUUGCGUCCAACCAAGUCGGCAAAGUUUCGCAACUAAUUCACAUCAGAGUUAAAGGUAUACCUUCUGUUAAAAUCUCGACAUAUAUUUCCAAGUAUAUUGUGGAGGGUACAGAUAUGCAGUUUACGUGUCAUAGAGAGGAUUGGAUUUCUAUUCAGCACAUCCAAAUAGUCGAACUCGUUAAAGACGGUAUUCCUUUAUUUAAAUGGCGUUGGCGAGGAUCAAAUAUAUCCACCCCAGUGAUUAAUGCAAGACAAAAUUACACAGGAAGAUACCAGUGUAAGGCAACCAUUGGUGCUGCAUCUCGUUUCUCUGCACCCUUCAUUUUAACAAUUGGAAUUUCAUCUGGACCUGUCGUUUUGGAAGAGGACCCAAAAACAAGUGCAACAGGAGUCAAGAUCUCAUGGAAACCUAUUUCAAAAAGGUUUUGGAGUGGUGAGCAAGUAACAUUUGAAGUAAAUGUAUCUUCAGUGGAUCAUAUCUUGAAGAAAUCUCAUUUGACGAAAACAACCGGUGCAAUAUUCUCUGGUCUACGCCCCAAAACAACUUAUAUUGUGUCUAUAACUGGAAGAACAGUGUUUGGUCGUUUUCAAAAUGUAACGGUUAUAUUUGUAACGACUAAAGAAAAUAAGAAUAAUAUGAAAUACCAGCUGAGUAUACGGUUGAUCGAUUAUAAAUUUUCAAACAAAUUAUUGGAUGAAACGUCGAGUCAGUACAAGAACUUGAAAUUUAGACUUGAAAACUCGCUCACGGAUAUCUUCAAAAAGUCUGAAAUUGGUUUUCAUUACAUAAGUUCAUGGGUUUUCAGUUUUCAGAAGGGAAGUGUUGUGGUGCUGGUUGUCGUCUCGUUGGACACUCAAUUCAGAGAAGAUCCAAAAAAACUUGUGAAAGAGUUAAACAAAGCUAACACAAUUGCUGGAUAUAGAUUUGACAAAUUGUAUACAAGGGAGAAAGAUUUUGAUGAAUGUGCGAAGAAAGAAUUCAAUUCCUGUCACGAGUACGCCCAUUGUGAAAAUGCAGUUGGAACCUACCUUUGUGAUUGCUUCAAAGGAUUCUUUGGUGAUGGGAAAGAGUGUAAAGGCCCUCCGCAAAUAACAUCAAGAUCGCCUUCAAAUAUCACACAGUUUGUCGAAACCAACGUGACCCUAGUUUGCAACGUGAUCGCUGAUCCUCAUCCUAUCAUCUUAUGGAAACGUGCUGCUUCGGAUGGCAAGUUCGUGGAAUUAAAACGUACAUCAGAGAAAUCCGAUGGAAAUUUUACAAUUUUUAAUGCACGGUUAGAAGAUUCUGGAACAUAUCAAUGCCACGCAUCAAACCCACUUGGUUACGACUCCUACACAACAAAAGUAAUAAUCAAACCAGUCAUCGUUGAUAUUGAUGUGGAGAUAAAGCUUUCUAACAAAACAUUCGUGGAAGAUUUGAAAAACAAGUCCUCUCCGACGUAUAAAAAACUCGAAAAUGACGUUUAUACUGAGCUUUAUAAUUUUUUCAAUAACACUCCUGGAUUCGAAGACAUAGAAAUUCUUGGGUUCACCAACGGAAGUGUCAAGGUAAUAUUUCGAGUCAUCGUCAAAGUUCUAAAACCGUCAAAAGAAUCAAAUGAUGUUGUUGCAGUGAAGAUUGGCCGUAAAAUAAAUAAACAAUUGAAGACAGGUCGUAUUGGAAACAUACAGGUUGUCCCUGGCGCAAUAAAACUUAAAGUGCCACCUCCUCCACCAGCCAACGUCACAUAUUCCGAUAUUAAAGAAACAAGGGUUCAUAUUUACUGGGAACCUCCGGAACUUCAUGAGAUGUUUUCUAUCGAGCAAUAUUACAUCACUUAUUUAAAGUAUGGUUCGAAGAUCUGGUCUAAUAACACUAUCAAUGCUGAACAAUUAACCAAUACUCAAUUGGAUAACCUGGAGAGUGAUACGUUCUAUAUUAUAAUAAUAAUUGCUGAGAACGCGUACGGCCUUGGUAAAAAAAGCAGCAGAAUGGAAAUUAAAACUAAAAAAGUGGAAGUUAUCCCCCUAUGGUACUAUAUUGGUCCUAUAAUCGGCCUCGCUGGUGUUGUUGUACUGUUGAUGAUAAUCUACGUUACAAGACGAGUUUUUCAUAGCGAUGUUUGGAAACUUGAAGAUAGGAAAUCCGAUUCGAACAGAAGAGAAGUGAAAACAUCUUUUCAAAUGAUCGAAAGGGAAAAUGAAAAAGAAAAUACUUAUCAAAACGUGGCAUUCUCAGACGGUGAGAUGAAUUCAGCAUGGAAGGAAAUUCUCAGAAACUUGAUUCGAAUAUCCGAUGAAGUCCUAAUUCCAGGAAAUUUCAACUUUCAAGUUGUACGGGGAACUAUUUUUUCCCCUCUUGAGGAAAAAAGAACGGCAUGUUCUGUUAAACUGCUAAAAGAAAACGCGAAAGUGAUUGACCACAAUGAUCUAAUGAAUGAACUGACCACCAUUUCUGCAGUAAGCGUCCAUGAAAAUAUUAUGAACUUGAUUGGUGCUUGCACAAGUAAAGAUGGUCCUUUACUUUUAGUUCUAGAGUUUUGUUCUCGUGGGACUCUCGAGAGUAAUUUGAGAGAAAAGAAGAAAAAUAAACAAAUGUUGACAAAAAAGACUAAAAUACAAAUAGCUAAAGAAAUUGCAAAAGGAAUGACACAUCUUACAAAUUCAGGGAUUGUCCAUCAGGAUUUAGCAGCUAGAAACAUUCUUUUGACUGAUGAUUUUACUCCAAAAAUAUCGAACUUCGGUGUUUCGCGGGACACUUACAAACGAGGAUCGUACCACAACAUUUCUCAGCAAAAUUUAGCAGUUCGAUGGUUGGCCAUAGAAGCUUUAACUAAUGGACUCUACACAACAAAAAGUGAUGUGUGGUCAUUCGCUGUUGUCAUGUGGGAGAUUGAGACAAGGGGCUGCACUCCAUAUCAAGAAUUUGAUGUCGAAGAUUUUGUCAGCCAUGUACGAGAGGGAUAUCGUUUGUCACAACCGGACGAAACAUCAAGUGAAACGUAUAAUUUUAUGCUCCAAUGUUGGGACGCAAAUCCAAAUCACCGACCAACAUUCCAUGAAGUUGUUAACAUCUUGGAAGAGCUUCUUCGAAACAACAAAGUGUGUUAAGAAACACAAGACAAAGCUUUCCUCACAUGUUCAUGUACAUUUUCCUUACAUUAUAAUUAAAAUACAUUUUAUUCGAAGUGA
This is a messenger RNA of Dendronephthya gigantea, 7766 nucleotides long. RefSeq names its product titin-like. Bases 117 to 7685 code for a protein of 2522 amino acids. NCBI's taxonomy places the organism in Eukaryota, Metazoa, Cnidaria, Anthozoa, Malacalcyonacea, Nephtheidae. The transcript is spliced from 50 exons. Gene Ontology annotation, biological process: protein phosphorylation. The record is from RefSeq and is a predicted model, not a curated record. Gene Ontology annotation, molecular function: ATP binding; protein binding; calcium ion binding.